GAAAUAAAACUACCAACUUCCGGAUAGCUAAACGACGUCGCAUAACAUCCAUAAUUAAAGUAAAAAAAAAAAAAAAUUCACAAACACCAUUUUUUUCAACAUUCCUACACAAUUGAAGCAUUAUUGUCAUCGUCAAUGACAAAUUUGACGUCACCGAUCAUAAUCACAUCACCAACAUAAGAUCCUAAGUUUACUUUCCUCGGAUUUCUCGCAUUCAUUUCGUCAAUUAUGGGGAAGAAGAAAACAAUGUUACCGGCUACUGAAGUUGAUUUAACCACUGUCAAGUAUGAUCCCGGAGAAAUUGAAGCUCCUUAUAUAAAUGGGUUUUGGCUGAAGUUGUUUGUAAAGUUAGUUGAAAUGCCUUUACUUGGCUCUUUGAUCAUUGAUCAGUUGAAGAAACAGAACAAAAUGAAUGAGAUGUUGAGAGAAACUGUGAUACCAGAACCACCUAUGUUCAGACCUGAGUUCCCUCCUCAAGAACCAGAACCCGGGGUGGUUUUUCUCAAAGAAGAUGGAAAAUCUGAAGACCGAGUUGACUCAGCCAUUAGAUGUCUUCCUCAAUACGAUCCAGAUAGCAAUCAUGGUUCUGACUCGAGUCCAUUCCGCUACUGGAAAAUUCGUGAUUAUGCAUAUUCUUAUAGACAAAGGCUUACAACCCCAUCAACUGUGGCGGAACAUGUCAUCUCCGCAAUUGAAGAGUUCAGCCAUAAGAAACCCCCAACGCCUCUAUUGAUUUCCUUUGAUCCCGAAGAUGUAAGAAAGCAAGCAGCAGCUUCUACACGACGGUUUGAGGAAGGAAAGCCGUUGUCGAUAUUAGAUGGUAUCUUUGUGGCAAUCAAGGAUGAUAUAGAUUGUUAUCCCCAUCCAUCUAACGGUGGAACUACAUGGCUACACGAGGUAAGAAAUGUUAAGGAAGAUGCGGUUUCUGUAUCAAGGUUAAGAAGCUGCGGGGCAAUAUUGGUCGGUAAAGCCAAUAUGCAUGAAUUGGGCAUGGGAACUACCGGAGUUAAUCCAAACUACGGAACUGCUAGAAAUCCACAUGAUUUGGAAAGAUACACAGGUGGAUCUUCAUCGGGUCCCGCAGCUAUCGUAGCUUCUGGAAUAUGUUCAGCUGCAUUGGGAACAGACGGUGGAGGGUCAGUUCGUAUUCCUUCUUCCCUUUGUGGUGUCGUGGGAUUGAAAACAACAUAUGGACGUACAGACAUUAGAGGUUCUUUAUGUGAUGGAGGGACUGUAGAAAUUGUCGGUCCGAUUACAUCCAGUGUUGAAGACAUCAUACUGGUCUAUGCAGCAAUCUUAGGAUCCUCUCCUUCUGACAAAAUCAGUCUGCAUCCCUCUGUCCCUUGUUUGCCUGAUCUAUCAUCACAUGAGAAUUCGAGUAUUUUGGGUUCAUUGCGGUUAGGAAAGUACACAGAGUGGUUUAAUGAUGUUUUCUCACCGGAUAUCUCAAACAAAUGUGAAGACGCUCUUAAUAUGUUCUCAGAAACUCAUGGUUGCAAAAUAUUAGAGAUUGUGAUACCUGAGCUUAACGAGAUGCGAACGGCACACGUUGUAUCGAUUGGUUCUGAAGCAGCAACCUCAAUGAGUCCUGAUCUUCAGGAUGGAAAGGGUGGGAGACUCACUUUGGAUUCGCGCAUUAAUUUUCCACUUUUCAACUCAUUCUCGGCUUCAGACUAUGUUGCUGCCCAACGUCUCAGGCGGAGAAUUAUGUACUAUCACAUGGAAAUUUUCAAGAACGUUGAUGUCAUAGUUACUCCAACGACCGGCAUGACAGCUCCUGUAAUUCCCAAAGGUGCACUUAAGUAUGGCGAGUCAGAUAUGAAAGUUACAGGCAAUUUGAUGCGAUUUAUCAUAGCGGCAAAUCUUCUUGGAUUCCCAGCUAUUUCUGUUCCUGUUGGUUACGAUAAGCAAGGGCUUCCGAUAGGAUUGCAGAUUAUAGGCCGUCCCUGGGCCGAAGCUACAAUCUUGCGUUUGGCUGCUGCAUUUGAGGGACUACGUGUGGAGACAAAGCAGCCUGCAUCGUAUUUCGACAUUCUAAAAAGAAACUGAGAUGCAGCCUACAUGGAGGCUUAUAGAUUCUUGUUGGAAACAUUGUUGUCUAUUAUUUGAACAACAUUAUCCUUCUUGGCUACAUUGAAAACUAAGACAUACACGUCAUUGUUCCUUUUGGUUGUCUCAUAUUAUCUUGUUGAUAUGAUACAGCAUGUUAAUCA
Helianthus annuus (common sunflower) is the source of this 2213-nucleotide messenger RNA. Its product is annotated as fatty acid amide hydrolase. The transcript is spliced from 21 exons. Gene Ontology annotation, biological process: N-acylethanolamine metabolic process. Gene Ontology annotation, molecular function: N-(long-chain-acyl)ethanolamine deacylase activity. Gene Ontology annotation, cellular component: membrane. Lineage: Eukaryota; Viridiplantae; Streptophyta; Magnoliopsida; Asterales; Asteraceae. The coding region runs from base 229 to 2049 and encodes 606 amino acids. The record is from RefSeq and is a predicted model, not a curated record.